GCGGCGCCGGCCGACACGUGCGGGAGGAGGGCGGGCGCGCGCGCCGCACACGCUGGGCCCGAGCGCGCGGCCUCGGUAGCCGCGCGCGCUUGUUUACCAGCGCACGUGGGUGUUAUUUUUAAAUGGAAUGUGGCGCUGGCUGCGCUGCCGAGUGGCGGGCGCGUGGGGCCGCCCGCGCUGGCUGGGGGACGCGGCGGGGCCCGCGGCGCGGCCUCUCCGGGCGCUGCUCGCGAGACAGCCAGGCUGUCCUCGCUGCGCGCCGCUGGCGUAGCCGGCGGCCCGGGUCGGGGAAUCUGAGAGUUUCGCGCGCUGCCCGAGCCGCGGCGGAGACGACAGUUUCCCGCCGCGGAACGCCGCAGUCUUUGCGCCCAGCUCGGCUCUCGCAUUCACAUUCAGGGAACAAAGCCUCCUGCUUGUGCUUCGCCCAGGAGGCCGCGCCAGUCCGCAGCCACGGUUUCUGGAGCAGAUCUCACACGCGCACACACUCACUGGCACACAUAUUUUGGCCGCGAGAGGGACCCUCAGCACCCUACGUGCUCUGUGUCCUCGCUUCCUUGUACCGAAUUCCCCCAGUCAACAUGUGCCUGUCUCGUGGACAUGCGGCUGUGCCCACUAGAAAUGCGCUUUUGCUAUUUCGGGUUGCCCUUGGAAGGGGAAGUCUGGGGAAGGGGUCUCUGACUGCUUACUGCGAUUGCUCCUCACGAGGCACCUCUCCUCUCCUUGUAGGCCUGUCCCACUGAGAAGCCCUGAGUUUGCAUUUGGUUUACAGCCUGGGAGUGUGGACGGUGAUGUACGACCACAACUCGGCUUCAAGUGCCAGUGCUUGGGGUACAGGUUGGGUAUGGUGGUGGUUAAAAGCUGGUAUUGAGCUUUGCACGAAGAACUGAGAGGCUAGAUCACCCAGGGCCGCGCAUCGUGAUGCAGCAUAAAAUUCCAAGAAUUUUCCGUUGCUGGUUUAAAUACUUAUAACACUGUAGAAGAAAUCCACGCGUUUUAUUCUCUAAAUUUAAGCGAUCUUUUGUCAUUAGAGUGCAGACCUGCAAAAGUAGAAAUAAUGUGUUUACAGUGGCUGGGCUCUCAGCCAUUAGAUUUUCACUAUAAACAUGUUGAGUGUCCAUUUACAGAACGCAUAUCCCAGGGGCAUUCCAAAAGAGUGGAAGAGUCAAAGAUUCAGUAGAUUAGCACAGCAUUGUGAGCUUCACAGUGAGGAAUGGGGGGGCGGGGGGCAGGCACAUGAUAAAGCCAUUUCCCUUGAAGAGCUUACUUGAGGGUAUAAGACAUGUUAAAAAGAAAUUUUGCAAGUUUAAAAAUAGUAGAAGGCGGGGUGCAGUGGCUCACACCUGCAAUCCCAGCACUUUGGGAGGCUGAGGCGGGAGGAUGCCUUGAGCCCAGGAGUUCGAGACCAGCCUAGACAACGUGACGAAAACCGGGUGUCUACAAAAAAUACAAGAAGUCCCAGCUAUGGGAGGCCAGGGUGUAAGGAUGGAUCGCUUGAUUCCAGGAGGUCCAGGCUGCAAUGAGCCAUGAUUGUACCACUGCAUUGCAGCGUGGGUGACAGUGAGGCCCUGUCCUCCCUUCCCCACCACAAAGGAAAACAAAACAACAACAACAACAAAAAACAGUAGAAGACAAAUUCAAGAGGUCAUAUGUAGAGUGUUGGGUGUGCAGAGUCUGGGACACAGAAGAUAAAUCCUCAUUCUUGUCCAAGAUCAGGAGAAUAAGAAGACUCUACCCUCUAAAACCAGGAGUCCAAAGGGCCAAAGGAAAGGUGAAUGUGAAAUUAACCUGCUGUGCAGAAGAGGAUCCCAGGAAAAAUCGUCUGUCUUGAUCAAAGUCCUGAAUAAAGGAGUAUAAAAAAUUGU
This is a messenger RNA of Chlorocebus sabaeus (green monkey), 1862 nucleotides long. The record is from RefSeq and is a predicted model, not a curated record. Lineage: Eukaryota; Metazoa; Chordata; Mammalia; Primates; Cercopithecidae.